AUGGAAGGCAUCAACGUUCUCCCGCCAGGUUUCAGAUUUCACCCCACUGAUGAGGAGCUCAUCAAUUAUUACCUCAAGAUCAAAGUCUCUUCUGCCACAAAUCCCUUAGUUUCCAUCAUAGCUGAAAUUGAUCUUUACAAGUUCAAUCCUUGGGACCUUCCCGACAAAGCCUUGUUUGGUGAAAGUGAAUGGUUUUUCUUCAGCCCCCGAGAUAGGAAAUACCCCAACGGGGCUCGUCCGAAUCGAACAGCUGCAUCCGGCUACUGGAAAGCCACAGGAACUGAUAAACCUAUCCUUUCUUAUGCGUCACAGUGCAUUGGGGUGAAGAAAGCUCUGGUAUUCUACAAAGGUCGUGCUCCAAAUGGCACGAAGACUAACUGGAUGAUGCAUGAAUAUAGGCUUCUCAAUGAUAGCCAUCAUUCUUUAGUGCAGAAAGGAUCAAUGAGACUGGAUGACUGGGUAGUAUGCCGUGUUCGGCAGAAGAGCAAUUUCCCAAAAAGCCCUUUCAACGACCCCAAUCGAAAUCAUUUCCACCUGUACGAAAUGGUAACUUCAUAUCAAACAUCUUUAUGA
This is a messenger RNA of Coffea eugenioides, 573 nucleotides long. RefSeq names its product NAC domain-containing protein 1-like. The record is from RefSeq and is a predicted model, not a curated record. Gene Ontology annotation, molecular function: DNA binding. The coding region runs from base 1 to 573 and encodes 190 amino acids. The transcript is spliced from 4 exons. Gene Ontology annotation, biological process: regulation of DNA-templated transcription. Lineage: Eukaryota; Viridiplantae; Streptophyta; Magnoliopsida; Gentianales; Rubiaceae.